Alternaria triticimaculans is the source of this 1224-nucleotide messenger RNA. RefSeq lists its product as uncharacterized. NCBI's taxonomy places the organism in Eukaryota, Fungi, Ascomycota, Dothideomycetes, Pleosporales, Pleosporaceae. The record is from RefSeq and is a predicted model, not a curated record. The transcript has 3 exons. The coding region runs from base 1 to 1224 and encodes 407 amino acids.
AUGAACACGCACAUCGGGACUGAGGAAGCGUUAUUCCCGAAGAUCCUGAAGGGCCAACUCCCGCCUGCGUUCACCAACAAUUCCAUAGAGCAAGCCUCGACAUUGCCAGUCCACUCCAUCGCUGACACAGGUGCAAAUGAUCUCAUGGAUCUUGCUGGUCUUGAUCCUUUUGCGCCCGCUACGAGCAGCCGUUCCAUGCAGACAAUGGAGCCAACGAAACCUUCCACCAGUCCGCAAACCGACACUGAAGACUUCGAUGACAUUGCAGCAGCGAUCAGUCUGAUGAUGAUGCAGACCGCCGACUCGGCCAAAGACAAGUUCUCCUUGGACAACUGCCAUUCCGGUGCCUUCGAAGCUCCCGAAAUCCCCUCCAUGCGGGCGACAGAACCGAACAAGAAUGACAUUUCGUUGGAGACCAAAGACUUUGGUAGUUUUAUCGCAGCUACAACAACAAGAAGAGCGCGCCCAAUUCGCAUCCCUUCCAUAUUCACCAGUCAUCGCGUUGCUGCUGGCUCUCCCGCUCUUAGCUUUGCGCAACAAUCCACUGUGGUUGAUGAACAGCUGCCACUGACCUGGCUCCAAGACAUGUCCAACGGCCCUGAGUUCGGUGGCGGCGAUGUGACCAAUUGGGAUGACCCCACACCGGAAUGCUUUUCCGCACCGCCGCCUUUACUGGAGCGGGCUCCAAUGUUGCCAACGCAAGCGGCUCUGAACUCAACUCACGACAUAUGUCUUCCAUUGGACAACGCCACUUCCAUAAGCCUGUGGCUCGACGAUAUCAGCAGUGGGUUCACACCUGAGUCCUUGAGUUCUUCUCUACCAUCACCGGAGGAGCGCGCAGCCCCAUGUUCGAGCCGAGAGUACGACUCGUCAGGGCUAUCUCGAUUCUGCGAAUUGCCUACGAUCCGACCGAAGAAGCGCAAGCGCUCGUCCUCCGUCUUAUCAGAUGUCCAGUGCGCACUACGCCCGUCCUGGAAUCAACCUUGGCCCUCCUCAUCCAUUCUACCGGACCAUGACGUUCCACAAUUUGUCUAUCCCGAUAUGUCAAACGAUAUGCAUGCGACAGAGAGCCUAUGGGAGGGCCCAACGUGCGUGGAGCAGGUCGACGACCACAACAACCAUGUGAACGAUGCCUCGUUGAACCAUGCGACAGGUACGGCGCUGUACCUAUCAGAAAGCCAGCUCAAGUUUGGUAAUGAUAGCUGCUAUACGUUGGCCAAGUGA